UUUCUAUUAAAGAAUGUAGAUAAAUAAAAAAUAAAUAAAAAAGAAUAAAGAAAGAGAAAAAGGAGGAGGAAACAAGCAAUUGUAAAGUCGUCUGUCCACGGUGAGCAGACGGCCUGUCUUCAUCGUCAAACAACCAAUCUGAUUUCACCCAAAAUCAUUCAUUCUUCACUUUUUCUAUUCAAUUUUUCAAUUUCUUUUGUUUUUGUUUUUCAGCUAUGGAGGUACAUACUUCAUGGGAUUCACUUCGAAAACAGGCGAGAAAACUCGAAGCUCAAUUGGAUGAGCAAAUGAAUGCUUAUCGUAAAUUAGUUUCUACUAAUAUUUCCACAAAAGCUGAUGCUGCAGAGAGUGAUCUAGAGUCUUGGAUUGAGCGGUUAAUAAAACAACUCCAUCAAGUAAACUCACAGAUGCAAGCUUGGGUAUCAUCUGGUGGUUCAGAUAUGGUUUCUCAUACUUUGACUAGACACCAAGAAAUUCUUCAAGAUAUCACGCAGGAGUUUUAUCGUCUUCGCUCAAGUCUUCGAGCUAAGAAAGAACAUGCUUCACUUUUAGAUGAUUUUAAAGAAUUUGACCGGACGAGAUUAGACUUGGAAGAGGGUGCCGAAUCUGAACAGCAUAUACUUCUAAAAGAGCAUGCUUCUAUCAGCCGAAAUACCGGACAUAUGGACAAUGUAAUUUCACAAGCACAAGCAACACUAGGGGCACUUGUCUUCCAGCGUUCAACAUUCGGUGGUAUCAAUUCAAAGCUCAGCAAUGUCAGCAGUCGCCUCCCUACGGUAAAUAACAUACUCUCGGCUAUAAAGCGAAAAAAGUCGAUGGAUACCCUUAUACUUUCCCUUGUCGCAUCAGUAUGCAUAUUUCUCAUUUUGAUCUACUGGUUAACCAAAUGAGGUUGUUUACUUUGGUGGAAGCUCAACUCAUGUAAACCGUUUUUUGUUCCAUGUCUAUUUGACUUAAUAGCUUGUGUCGCGCUGAAAUGAAUUUUUUUAAGGUAGUGUAUUUUGUAAGUGUUCAUUUGAUUGUUUAUCCUUGUAUCAAAAGUAACAACGACGAGUAAAGAUCCAUUUGUUAACACCCGAAGAAAAACAGAUUUUUUGAAUUUAGGGUUUCAUUUCUUUGUUUCAAUAUCAUAGAUAAUAGCUUGAAGAGCAAGUGGUAUAGAUUUGAAAGAUUCAAGUUUCAA
Cicer arietinum (chickpea) is the source of this 1183-nucleotide messenger RNA. Its product is annotated as Golgi SNAP receptor complex member 1-1-like. Gene Ontology annotation, biological process: inter-Golgi cisterna vesicle-mediated transport; vesicle fusion; endoplasmic reticulum to Golgi vesicle-mediated transport. Gene Ontology annotation, cellular component: cis-Golgi network; SNARE complex; Golgi membrane. The record is from RefSeq and is a predicted model, not a curated record. NCBI's taxonomy places the organism in Eukaryota, Viridiplantae, Streptophyta, Magnoliopsida, Fabales, Fabaceae. Gene Ontology annotation, molecular function: SNAP receptor activity.